AUAUCUAGCUUUCAAAACCUUGAAUUUUACCUUCUCAGAACAUCUGUGUUGAAAUGGCUUACUUACCGGCAUUAAAGCGCACAGAUUCUGUGACAGAGAGCAUGCCUGAUGCACUGAGGCAGAGCCGGUACUACAUGAAGAGGUGUUUUGCUAGGUACCUUGAGCAGGGCAAAAGGAUCAUGAAACCUCAACAUUUGAUGGAAGAAAUGGAGCUGGUCAUUGAUGACAUAAGCGAAAGAAACGAAGUGAUGGAUGGCUUCCUUGGCCCCAUUCUGAGAUCCACACAGGAAGCUGUUGUUUAUCCACCAUAUGUUGCUUUUGCGGUGAGGCCAAAUCAAGCAUUCUGGGAAUUUGUAAAAGUGAGUUCUUUGGAUCUCUCUGUUGAGAGCAUCUCCUCCCUUGAUUACUUGAAACUCAAGGAAAUGGUGUAUGACGAAAAUUGGGCAAAUGAUGAAAAUGCAUUAGAAGCUGAUUUUGUAGCAUUCGAUAGCAAAAUCCCUCAUUUUGCACACCCCUCUUCAAUUGGAAAUGGACUCAGCUUUGUUACCAAGAUCUUAUCAUCGAAGUUGAGUGGGAAAGCGACGAAGACACAGACCCUAGUUAACCACUUGCUAGCACUGAAUUAUCGAGGAGAAAGUUUAUUGAUAAAUGAAAAGCUGGGUUCUGCAACAAGUCUUCAGCUGGCAUUAGUAGGGGCUGAUACAUUCCUCUCAUCACUUCCUAUGGACACUCCAUAUGAAAGUUUUGAGCCACAGUUCAAAGAGAAGGGCUUUGAGAGAGGUUGGGGAGAUACCGCAGGAAGAGUGAGGGAGACGAUGAGAAUCCUAGCAGAAGCACUACAAGCACCAGACCCGGUGAACCUGGAGAAGUUUUUUAGCCGUAUUCCCACUAUUUUCAAUAUAGCUAUAUUCUCUAUUCAUGGUUAUUUUGGGCAAGAAGAUGUUCUUGGCUUGCCAGACACAGGAGGCCAGGUAGUAUACAUAUUGGAUCAAGUUAGGGCUUUGGAAGACGAAAUGCUCCUCCGAAUUAGGCAACAAGGGUUAAACAUGAAGCCUCAGAUUAUUGUGGUUACAAGGCUCAUACCUGAUUCACGGGGAACCAAGUGCAAUCUGGAGUUAGAGCCUAUCAAUGAUACCAAGCACUCCUUCAUUGUACGUGUGCCUUUUCAGACAGACAGAGGGAUCCUGCGUCAGUGGGUUUCUCGCUUUGACAUUUAUCCCUAUCUUGAGAGGUUUACUCAGGAUGCUACAUCCAAAAUCAUGGAAUUUAUGGAAGGGCCACCGGAUCUUGUUCUUGGAAACUACACAGAUGGGAAUUUGGCAGCAUCUCUGAUGGCCAAUAAACAUAAUAUAACUCUGGGAACAAUAGCACAUGCUUUAGAGAAGACUAAGUAUGAAGAUUCAGAUGUCAAGUGGAGGGAGUUUGAUGCAAAGUACCAUUUCUCAUGCCAAUUCAUGGCUGAUACAGUUGCCAUGAAUGCAGCAGAUUUUAUCAUAACCAGCACAUACCAAGAAAUUGCAGGAAGCCAAUCUAGACGUGGACAGUACGAAAGUCAUAUUGCAUUUACACUCCCAGGAUUGUGCAGGGUUGUUGGAGGGAUAAAUCUAUAUGAUCCCAAGUUCAACAUAGCUGCACCUGGGGCUGACCAGUCUGUCUAUUUCCCUCACACACACAGAGACAGAAGACUCACUCAAUUUCACCCAGCCAUUGAAAACUUGUUGUAUGGUAAAUCAGAAACCAGUGAGCAUAUUGGGUAUCUAGUAGACAGGAGAAAACCCAUCCUCUUUUCAAUGGCAAGGCUGGAUGCGGUAAAGAACUUAACUGGGCUAGUUGAGUGGUAUGGAAGGAGCAGGAGACUGAGAAACUUAGCGAACCUUGUCAUAGUUGGAGGCUUCUUUGACCCUUUGAAAUCCAAAGAUAGAGAAGAAAGGCAAGAAAUAACCAAGAUGCUGAGUUUGAUAGAGAAAUACCAAGUAAGAGGCCAAUUCAGAUGGAUUGCUGCACAGACCGAUAGGUAUCGCAAUGGAGAGCUCUAUCGCUGCAUUGCUGACACAAAGGGAGCUUUCGUUCAACCUGCAUUAUAUGAAGCAUUCGGUCUUACGGUCAUUGAAGCAAUGAACUGCGGAUUACCCACCUUUGCUACUAAUCAAGGAGGUCCAGCAGAAAUCAUCGUCGACGGGGUUUCUGGGUUUCUCAUCGAUCCCCUCAAUGGGAACGAAUCAAGCAACAAAAUUGCUGAUUUUUUUGAAAAAUGCAGAGUAGAUCCAACACAAUGGAGCAGGAUUUCUGAGUAUGGAUUACAGCGGAUCAAUGAAUGUUAUACUUGGAAAAUCUAUGCAAACAAGUUGCUGAAUAUGGGAAGCAUUUACACCCUGUGGAGGCAAAUGCACAAGGAGGACAAAAUGGCGAAGCAGAGAUACAUCAACACAUUCUAUAAUCUUAUAUUCAAAAAACUGGCCACGUCGGUGCCUAUUGCAAGUGAUGAACCUCCACAGCCAACGUACAGGCAGGCCGUCACCCAACGACCAAGACGUUCCCAGUCCAAAUUUGAAAGGUUCUUUCGGUUUUAAUGGUCUGAGCAACACAAUCUGCAGCAUCACAGAAGAGAUUGAAGAAAGCCUUGUCACGCUAUAUAUUUGUGUUGGGCCAGAUUUAUAUGCCCUUUUACAUAUUUUUUUAAUAAAAAAUUAUGAGCUUUGUAUGUGUUGUGUUGCAAGAUAGCAACUACUUUAAGUUAUGAAUAAAAUGUGAUUUGUU
Messenger RNA from Neltuma alba, 2757 nucleotides. Its product is annotated as sucrose synthase 7-like. The record is from RefSeq and is a predicted model, not a curated record. Lineage: Eukaryota; Viridiplantae; Streptophyta; Magnoliopsida; Fabales; Fabaceae. The transcript has 15 exons. The coding region runs from base 54 to 2570 and encodes 838 amino acids. Gene Ontology annotation, molecular function: sucrose synthase activity. Gene Ontology annotation, biological process: sucrose metabolic process.